AAAGAAAAAGUAAAGAGAAGUGCGCUCUCUCUUACUCUCAUCGAUUUUACAAAAUAUCAGCCAUCUCCAAAUUACAGAGUUCUUUCUCAAACCCAGGUUAUCAUUUUCCAAAGUUUGAAGGUGUGUUCCUGUCCCUGCAGAGAUGGCUUGGUACUUAUGAAUGUGUUUAUACUAAUCACUAAACUCGGGGAUUUUGGCUGUAUAAUCAAGAAUUUCAUUUAUUAACAUUGUUUGGCCUUGAAGGCGGUGAGGAUAAACCAGAGCUCAAAACGGGUGCACUCUGUUGUAUUGUGGCCUCAAGGCCACUGGUUACAACAAAAUCUUCACCCCACAGCGGAAGGGAUAUUCCUCAAUCAAGUCAAGCUGAAGCCUUGCAAUGGCGGACAAAUUUCAGCUUCUCACCUGCUGCUGGCUAUACUAGAGAUGGUUUGGAACAGGAUAUGAGUGAUGAGAGUCCCGCUUUUGCAUUGCACUCGGGCAGCAGUAGACAAAGAAAAAGUUUGGAAUUCAGAUUUCAGCAGUCGCCAAGAUGGGCUCCAUACUCAUCUGCUUCUGAUGGGAACGAACAGAAAACCUCCUUGGUUAAUAAUAGUCUAACAAGACCAAAUAGCUCAAAUCCUCAAUGCUUAAACGAGGAGAACGGUUUUGAUAGAGACAGUACCGCCAUCUCAACGAGUUUCAGAUCGUUGCUGUCUCUUUCAGAGUCAUCUGUCCCAUGGGAGACUCCGACCAACAAUCAGUCUUCCAGCCUUACUCACUGCUCUUACCCUCGAGUCUUCUGCAACCCGGUUUCAGUUUGUGAGAAUCCUGAACCUGAUCAUACGCAAGAAGACUCGUCCACAAAUCCUGGUUCCAGUAUCAUGAUGUCCACAAGAAACCACCAAGGCUCACCAGUAGAGGAAGAAGUAUCACCAAACUCGAGCAGCAAUGACAUGUUGCUAGAUGUUGAAAGAUCCAAUGACACAGAAGUCGCAAACCCGAGAUCUGAACAAGGUUCAAUGACACAUCAAAGAUGCGGGAUUUGCAAGAAGCUUUUAUCUCAGAAAUCUCCAUGGAGCUCAUACAAGAUAUUGAGAUCCAGAGACAUGCCAGCCACUGGUGUUUUCCCCUGCCAUCACGUCUACCAUGUUGAGUGUUUAGACAAAGCAACCCCAACAGCUCAAACCAGAGACCCGUCUUGUCCUGUUUGCUCAAACACCAUUGGAGUAAUGGAACAGCCACUGAUAGCACCUGAAACAUUGCAAAUGGCUCUAAGAUCUCUCAGAAGAAGCCGCACAGCUCUAGAAUUAGAGACAGUAAGAGUCCCUUCCAAUGACAAUCAAAGAAGACACAAUACCAGAAGAAGCCAUAAAUGGGACAAACUCAGCUGCUGUUUGAAUAUAAGCUUCUCAUCUUCUUCCUAGAAAUCCAACAUGACCCGAUUAAAU
Molecule: messenger RNA, 1427 nt
Organism: Arabidopsis thaliana (thale cress)
Lineage: Eukaryota; Viridiplantae; Streptophyta; Magnoliopsida; Brassicales; Brassicaceae
Product: RING/U-box superfamily protein
Exons: 4
Coding region: 441-1403 (320 amino acids)
Source: RefSeq, marked reviewed